CAUCGCGUCGCAAAACCCAACAAUAACACACCGUGUGCCAAACAAUCACUCGCGCAAAAAGAUACCCCCUUCCCUACAGAACCUUAGAAUACACUACCUUUCUGGAGGUUGCCGCAUGACUGGUUGAGCAGUGUCCUUUACCUGCCGCUGGAAGGCACCGUACGCACACAUACUCCUCUUUGGCCUCCUCAAUACCGCAGAAAUGGACACGAGCUAUCUGGAGAAACAAGUCUCCACUAUCAUCAACAAGUUGCAUGAGUUAUUCGACGAGAUUGGCGUACCAAGCCAUGAGCGCGAUUCGCGAGAGUCUGAAUUGUUUGCGGCUCUAUCCGAGACGCUGCACAACCAGUUGCGGCUCGUGACCAAUGAGAAGCAUGAGAUUGCGGAGGAAGCGAACCGCCUUAUCACCACCAUAAAGCAGAUGCAGAUCAGCCUCGAAGGCAAAGAGCGCAACUCAUACGACUUUGACGAUGACUUGAAGGUCACCUACCCGCUCAAGCCUUGCCUUGAAGGCCUCAAGGAGAAACACAAAAUGGUGCACAAGCUGCAUCGCGAGCGUUAUGAGCAAGUCAAGAAGCUGGCGCAGGCCAUCGAAUCGUAUUCUUCACACCUAGAGCCGUCCUUUAUCAAGGUCAAGCUUCCGCCCACUUCUCCAAACGCCAGUUGCCCGCCAACAUUCGACUUGUCGCAUGCAUACUUCUCUUCUUUGGAUGAUGAAUUCACGCGCGUCUAUGAGGAAUAUGAGCGACGACUGGCAACCGUGAAGUCUUUGUGCUCAGAGAUUAUCAACCUUUGGGCAGAGCUAGGCACGCCGCAAGCCCAAACCGAUUCCAAUAUCGUCACCCUUUCGCGCGAAGCGCCGGAACAACUUGGUCUCCAUACCGAGGAUCUAAAGCGUUUGCAAUCAAAGCGAGACCGUCUGGUCGAAGAAAAGAAAGGUCGAGAGCGCAAAUUGAAGGAGUUGCGCACACAGAUUGAGGCUCUUUGGGAGAGACUGGGCGUUCAGGAACCCGAUCGGAAGGCUUUCCUCGCAGCAAAUAGGGGCUGCGGAAUGCGAACGAUUAACGAAUUUGAGGAUGAGCUGAAUAGGCUCAUAGAACUGAAGCGUCAGAACUUGGGCUUGUUUGUUGAAGAUGCCAGGGUCAAGCUGCAAGAAUUGUGGGACAGCUUGUACUUCUCUGAAGAAGAGAUGCUCGAAUUUACACCUGCUUUCUCCGACGUUUAUAGCGAUGCCCUGCUCUCUGCACAUGAAGCUGAGAUUGAGCGGCUCGAAGCCCUACGGGAGCAGCGUGCGCCAACUUUAGCUCUGAUCGACAAGCACCGUAGUUUGAUAAAGGAGCGUGACGAACUCGCGGCCUCAAGUCAGGAUGCCUCACGCCUGAUGUUGCGAGGCCAGAAGGGUGAGAAGCGUGACCCUGGCAAGUUGCUCCGCGAAGAAAAGAUGAGGAAGCGCAUUGCAAAGGAGUUGCCAAAAGUCGAGGCAGAACUUAGAAAGAUGCUUGAAGCCUGGGAAGACGAAUAUGGCCGGCCAUUCCUCGUCCAUGGUGAGCGGUACAUCGAUGAGCUGGAUGUGUCUCAAGCGAAAGCUCCGCCUCCUCGUUCAAAGACGCCGUCAAUACCCACAAACUCUGCCAAGGCGACCACGAAGACUACGACGACCAAGGUACCAUUGAAGGGUGAGCCAACUGCCCGUACUGGGACUGUGCGUGGAGCACCACCAUCUCGUGCGAAGACACCGACAAACUUUGGCAGUACGAUCCGCGGUGGGCAGCCUCCAUCCACUCGUGGUGGCGAUACAAUCAAAACAAGGUCUGCCACAGUGAAGUCAGCCAACAAAUCGCCGACGCGCAUCCCAGCGCGCGCACCACUGAGUAAUCUUCAGCAUGGAAGCAACUCUCCCGAGCGGCAAUACACCUCUACCACAGUCAAGAUGGCACCACCGCGUCUCCCUCCCCCGAAGAUGCAAGAUCUCUUUUCGAAAUCGCAGCUGACGCCUGGCCCUGGCCGGGAGUAUAGCAACGAGAAUGUGGAGCGCAGCGGGAGCAUAAUACGGCAACUGCCACCGGAGGACCCAUACGAUGACCGCGCGGGCGCACAUUCGCAAAUGAGCCAUCAUUCGUAUAUGUCGCGAUCGGCAUACAACCCCUCGCAGACAUCAAACUAUUCCAUGUCCUCAAACGAAUCCACCUUCCACGCAUCGACGAUGAAUAGCCACCAUCCAGCAAACGUAGGUCGGUCGUAUGCCUACGGCCAGUACCCGCGUGAGUAUCCUAUGGCGCCGCCAUCUCGUCCGCAGUCGAGGCAUAUCUCCGUUCAGUCUUCACAGUCAAACAACUCGCAGCCUUCGCAGGUCUCGGGGUCGGAGAACUGGGAGACGUACGACGACGCCAGCGAGCCAGAAGCGGACGCCACGGACGCAUACUACGCAAAGUUACGGCUGCAAGCCAGCCGCGGGAAGAGACUAACGCCCGAGGGCGGCCACGGACCCCAGCGUGGCACGGUGGGAAAGAAGCCCCGUGGCCUCAUCGGCAACGGCAUAGGCGUCGUCGUCGAAGGCGUGGAUGGCCAGCUGGUAGAGGGAAGUGAAGCAGGAUGGACGGACGAGGAUGGCUUCUGAUUAAUCUCCAUCACGGAGGCAGCGUGAUCUCGCCCAUUCUUCUCAGCUCUCCGUCCCCUAGGCGGAGUUGUGUUGAUUUCCUUCUGCCCUCGGCUCUUCUUUUUUAAAAUCAUUCUCUUUUCACUUCUUGCGUGUCAUUUUCUUGAACUGCUACAGUGCACUGGACGGACGAACCUUUAUGCUAAAAAAGAUGAGACGAACGAGAGUUUCACGUACGUAUGCUUGUGUUGAAUGUACGCACGCGAUUACGGCAGCUCCUGGUCUUCCAUCACCAGACUUUUCUUGUACUUUGUACACGGCCAGCGAUAUUAUACGCAUCUGUGGUUUUGGGAGCGGCGCUCGGAGCGACUGUUGGUUUUCAGAUGAGUGGGAAUCUUGGGAUUAUUGGCACUGGCGUUGUAGGAUUAUCCGUAGCACUACAAGUUAUAGUGAAAGCCUCAGGGCAAAUGUCUUCGACUUUGAAAUUGAAGAAUUCCAGGUCGCCUUG
Molecule: messenger RNA, 3104 nt
Organism: Verruconis gallopava
Lineage: Eukaryota; Fungi; Ascomycota; Dothideomycetes; Venturiales; Sympoventuriaceae
Exons: 3
Coding region: 203-2617 (804 amino acids)
Biological process (GO): mitotic spindle midzone assembly; microtubule cytoskeleton organization
Cellular component (GO): cytoplasm; mitotic spindle midzone; spindle
Molecular function (GO): microtubule binding
Source: RefSeq, a predicted model, not a curated record